Molecule: messenger RNA, 5013 nt
Organism: Esox lucius (northern pike)
Lineage: Eukaryota; Metazoa; Chordata; Actinopteri; Esociformes; Esocidae
Gene: prom1a
Product: prominin 1a
Exons: 31
Coding region: 362-3088 (908 amino acids)
Cellular component (GO): microvillus; cell surface; prominosome
Molecular function (GO): cholesterol binding
Source: RefSeq, a predicted model, not a curated record
GCCAGUAGAGCGAAUGCGCACAACCAGCCAACCUUUCCCGCGCCUCUCUCGCGCUGAUGCUCGAGACAACUUGUCAGUCGGUCUCAUCUCGGAGGAACCGAGCAGUUCGAAGAACGAAGAAAAGAAACCCCUUGUUUGCGUUCAUAUGAGGAACGACUCACCGAGGGAAUGAUGAUGAUCACGAAUACUUCCCCGGACAGUAGGACUUAAAACCUGCCGUCCACUACUCCUCCUUUCCCUAAUUGUACUUCCACCUUUUAAAGACACGGACCUAGCGAUAUUUUUGUAUCACCUCCCAGUAGCCUGUCUCUCCCGUGGAUAUUUUUAACCCCUUACAGUGUGCUUAUAGUGUCUUGACAAGAUGUGGAAAACCGGUCUCCUUGUCUUAUUUUGGGGACUAUUGUCGUCCGGUGAACUCCAGCAGCAAACAACGGAGCCGGAGCACCAAAAUCGUUCACCUUCGGGAAAGUUGGAUUUUGGCAAUGUGCCUCAAGGAGUUUACGAAACCGUUCCAUAUUACGAGCCUGGAAUGAUAGGGAUAUUAUUCCACAUGGUGCACGCUUUUCUACACGUCGUGCAGCCCAAUCCGUUCCCUGAAGAUCUAGUUGUUGAAGUCGCUAAAGAUAAAUUCGGGGCCAUUCAGUCAGAGUAUCAGAAGCCAGAGAACAUUGUGCUGACACUCAAGGCCAUCUACUAUGAGAUCGGGUUCGUGGUGUGCGCCGUGCUGGGCCUGCUUUUUGCUGUCCUGAUGCCCGCGGUCGGCCUCUUCUUCUGUCUGUGCCGUUGUUGCAACAACUGCGGCGGUGAGAUGCACCAGCGGCAGCGGAAGAAUGCCGACUGCCAACGGGGCCUGCUCACCACGUUGCUGUUCACCACCUCGCUCAUCAUCACGGCUGGUGUACUGUGUUCAUAUGCGGCUAACCAGAACCUGAGCUCUCAGUUCAAAAGCGUGAGGAGAUUGAUCAGUAGCAACCUAAGGGACCUGCAUACAUUUUCAAAUGAAACACCAAUGCAAAUUGAUUACCUAAUAGUCCAAUACGCCACUGCCAAGAAUAAAGUAAUUUCUGACCUAGAUAAUGUGGGUCCUUUGCUGGGAGGAAAGAUUCACCACGAGUUGGGCAAAGAGGUGCGUCCUGCACUGGAUGGGGCACUCAAUAUGGCCGGAGUCAAAGUGCAGAGGGCCAUUAAAGCCAUGCGGGAGACCAAGGAGGCCCUGGAGAACGCAAGUGUCUCCUUGGAGGUUCUUCAGGAGGCAACAGGAAAGCUCCACUUUAACCUGAGCCUGGUGCGCUCCGGCCUAAACCGAUCGCUCAAUGACCCUGGCUGCAGUGACGAGGAGUCGGACGCCACCAGUGCUCAGCUGUGCCGUUCCAUUCGCAGCUCACUGGCGCAGCUCCAUGUCAGCGGCAACUUUACCCGGUUACCCAACGUUUACAAUCAGCUGGAAAGUGUAAACCAAGUUCUCAAAACAGACCUCCGCAAUAUCGUCCAAAGGGGCUAUGCCUCCUUCAAUGACACUCCAGGAAUGGUAAAUGAUCAGAUGAGGAAUGUAAUCGACGGAGCCCGGAGCAUGUUGGACACCAUCGGCACCAACAUCAGCAGCUUCACCAAGGUCUUCCCCGUGCACAGCUCUCUGACCAACUUCACCAACUUCAUCAGUCACACACAGUCCAAGAUAGAGGACUUGUACCCUGAGAUCGACGAAAUGGACUUCUACAGGUGGGUGAGCUGUAUCGGCCUGUGCAGCAUGGUGGUCCUCAUCCUGGCCUUCAACUUCCUGGCCAUACUGUGUGGCAACCUGGGAUACGACAAGCAUGCCUCCCCCACCACGCGUGGCUGCGUCUCCAAUACAGGGGGCACUCUGCUCAUGGCUGGUGUGGGAUUCAGCUUCCUAUUCUCCUGGAUACUGAUGGGAGUGGUGACUGCCAUGUUCCUUGUUGGGGGCAACAUGGAGAAGCUGGUCUGCGAGCCUUUUCACACUAAGCAGCUAUUCAAGGUUUUAGAUACUCCUCACCUGGUGAACCCUGAUUGGAGGAACUUCAUCCCGGGGUACCUGUAUAACGACUCAGACCUGGAUCUGACAGUGGAGAGUUUUUACAGUAAUUGCAAAGACAACCAAGGUAUCUACUCAGCGAUGCGCCUGGACAAACUCCUUAAUGUAUCAGCCUUCCUAAACUCCAGCCUGCACACCAAAGAGGUGGGAAAGAUGUUUGAAAAUGUGAACAUUGACCUGAGAGGUAUUGUCCUGCUUGAGCCCGAUGGGAAGCAGAACCUCAUGGACUUCUCUGAGACAGGCGUCGCUGAGAUCAACUACGCGGCCUACCUGGAGGAGGUUAACAAAGGAGUGACCCAGGUGGACUUACUGUCCUACGCCAAUGAGCUUGAGGCACAGACAGACCUUAUGCCUAAAGGGCCCCUUCAGACCUCCCUAAAGGGCCAGGCCAACAGUCUUCGCCAGAUUCACAGUCAGCAGGUCAUCCCUAUGGAGCAAGCCAUGAAAUAUGUAAGAGCGAGGAGUACGCUGAACCAGAGCAUCAGAUUACUGGAGAGGACAGCCUCAGACCUGCCGAACAAAGUCACUGAUGUGCUGGCAACCAUCGAAGCAGCCCAGUACCUCAUCUCUGAGAAUGCAACGCAAGUCGUCAACCAGGAAACACAAAAGUACAAGCAAACCAUUGUUGGCUACUUCAGGCAGUACAUAGAGUGGGUCAGGUCCUCUCUGGCGAUGGAGGUAGCAGCUUGCAAACCCUUCAGCAACAUUGUGGACACGGUGGAGAUAAUAGCCUGCAGCGUAUUGGUCGACUCUUUGAACACAUUCUGGUUUGGCUUAGGGUGCUGUGCCCUAUUCCUCCUCCCAAGCAUCAUUCUGUCAGUAAAACUGGCUAAGUUCUACCGCAGAAUGGACACAGAGGAUGUUUACGAUGACAUUGAGACAAUUCCCAUGAAAACUAUGGAAAUUGGUAGUAAUGGUUAUCAUAAUGAGCGUUUACACGGCAUCCAAAACCCUGUAAUGUCAAGCAUCCCUGCCUAUGACACUCUGACUAGGUUCCCAAGGGCCUCAGCUCCCCCCAGGCAUAUCGACUGGUGAGAGAGGGCCUGACAUUCAGCCUGGCUUCAGACAGCUUGUUUUAGCAAUAGCAUGUCUGCUUCACUGACUGCAAAAAGUCUUCAUGUGCCAUUGAAAACUAGAACUUCAACACUGGAAUGAACCCAUCAAUUUCUUACCCCAUGGACAAGACUCAAAAAACAGUUGUUACCUGCAGAAGAAGCCUGUAACAAAGAGCUGGUGUCUUUUAUGUGUCCACCUGGCCCUCUCUAUUUCCACAACUCUAUUUACUGUCCAUAUCCUUCAGCCCUUUCACAGCCUGUUCUGGAUAUCCACUGUCUUGUGGAGCCCCUUCAGACACUACUAACGGUGCUGUCAUCAACCCUUCCUUUGAUCUUCCCUGUGGAACUAUGAACCUGGCAUACAUCUGAGCCGGCACUGGUCAACUGUCACGCUUCACCACACACGGCUGUCUGUUGUGUCUGUGUUUACAUCAGCCUGGCUACAACAUGGGAGCCCAGGCUGAGUUCAAAUUGAGGACACAAGAACAGUUUCGAUGGCUUUGUACUUUAAUCUUUUGUCAUUACUUUGUGUUUUGUAAACAUUGAUUGAAAAGGUCUUUGAAAGGUAUUGUAGAGCUGCUGCAAGAAAGUUGCCAUUCCUGCUCAUAGUCGAGUUGUAAUAACAUUUUAAUAACUGAUUUGUUGUAUGAUGAGUUGUAUGAUGCAUCACGUGAAACAGCCUAAUUUAGGAAGUGACUUAAUGGUCCUGGAUCAUAGGCCUGUAUGCUUAUGCUUGAAUAAUGUAAGGACAAUAUAGCAUGACUUAUGUAUGUUUGCAACAUUACAAGCCAGAGGCUGUUCCAUGCUGGGUUAAGGCAAACUACUGAUGGUUGCCUUUUAGACCUGUUUUACCAUAGCAUUAGGACUCAUUUCUGCCAUUUUGUAAGAUAGGAAAUUCUGUAUUUCAUAUUAGUGCAUAACACGUAGCAUAGGUGCAGUCUUUUUAGCUUACAUUACAUUCCUUGUACACCAUGGCAAAUACAUAAUUUGGCAUUGACGGGUGUCGUGGAUUGGAAUAUUAGCUAAAGAGACUGAUACUGACACUAAGUAAAAGGUGGAAAAUCACAUGAGAUUGGACAGAAAUGUCAGGCGACUAUAACAUUCCAUAGUUGACUAGUUUAUUAACAGUAAUGCAAAGUAUCAUGUUGAGUAUACUAACGAAGUAUGUUAACCAAGAUAUUAGGGGGGGGGGGGGGGGGCUAUUGUAGUGGUCAAACCUUAAUGUGGAAAACUGCUAUUUGAAGCCAAAUCCUAUUUUUACUGUAGGUCUCAGGUCUCUUACUCUUUAGUUGAAAAAUAACAAAAAAAUACAUUUUAUCCCACAGUAGCUAUUGGUACCUAUGGAACUAUGAAAAGGGUGAAUGUAUUGUAGAAUUAUUUGUAUAUAAGAGAUUUAUUGCUUAAAGUAAAAGAUGACAGUGGUCUGGAAUAUGUUGAACUACUUAAGCGUACACUACUGUAAAUGCCACCCCGAUAAUAUUACCCAUCUGCGCUCCCUGAGGUCUGCAUUGAAAAUUUAGGGGAUAUUAGAUAUUAGAACUGCAGCUACCAUGUACUGUCAAUCAUAUGGCAUGAAGCCAAAAUAAGCUUUUAAAUGAAAACAGACAGAGUUUACUGGUUAACAUAGUGUCUCAUCCUGCCCAUUCAAUCUCAAACAGAAGCUUCACUUCCCAAGAACUAUUAAUUACAGCCUGCAGACUGCUUCCCUUGACAAAAGUAUGCGUAUUCUAUUUUACAGUUCUAAAGGCUUAACCCUUUUAUGCACCAUCUCAAAAGUUACUAGGUGAAAAGUUUAUUGGUUGUUUCAGGGUAAAAUGAAGGGUGGUGCUCGUUGGAUAUGAGUGUCCUUGUGUGAUGAUUAUCUGAAACUGUACAAAUUGUGAAUUAAACCUUCAAUUUAAAUUA